Messenger RNA from Drosophila elegans, 575 nucleotides. RefSeq names its product succinate dehydrogenase assembly factor 4, mitochondrial. The record is from RefSeq and is a predicted model, not a curated record. Bases 86 to 466 code for a protein of 126 amino acids. The transcript has a single exon. Gene Ontology annotation, cellular component: mitochondrion. NCBI's taxonomy places the organism in Eukaryota, Metazoa, Arthropoda, Insecta, Diptera, Drosophilidae. Gene Ontology annotation, biological process: mitochondrial respiratory chain complex II assembly.
AAAUAUCUAAAAUUUUUUUACAAACCGGUCAAAAACUGUUAAACCGAAACACUUAUUUAAGCGUUGUCAAAAAAUUAGUUCCAAAAUGCUACGAGCUUUUCGAUCAAUGAGCUUCCAAUGCAGACAUCAUCUAAAACGAAGAUGUCUUUCUACCCUACACAAUACUGAAAAAGAUUUGAAAUCAGAAGAGGUCGAAGAAAUACCAGCAAAUAGGCAAAGGGUUGUGCUACCAAAACCAGAGGAAAAACUAAGCAAACGCUAUCUGGAGUUCCGGGAAAAGCUGCGAUCGGAGGCGCCGCUGGAAACCCUGCCCGAGUGCGCACCACAUCCGGCCCACGAAAAGGAGCCCCUGAAGCCCUGGCCCAACAGCACCAAUCCGCAUACGGGGGAAAUCGGAGGACAGGCGGGUCCAGAACCCACGCGAUAUGGCGACUGGGAGCGCAAGGGACGGGUCACGGACUUCUAGAGGAAUCGGAAUCAAAUCUUCACCUCGACACCUUUGUUUGGACAAUUCUGAUUUAUUAGCCGUGUUAACAACAGAAGCACUCACCAUUUGUCACACUCCCGAUGACGAU